AUGUUUUCUCGCCUUUUCGCUGCCAGAGUAGUGGCUCCCAGAGCUCCACUUCUUUCUCUAAUACCGAAAGUUCCCGUUCCCCCUUUCCCAGCAUCGCCAAUACUCGCAAUUAGCCGUUCGUUUGCCGUCAGCACGCCGAGAUGGGCAACUCUUAAUCAGAUCAAAAGAGGCGUAGAGCCACCAAAGCGCAAAAAGGCGACCGUGUCUCCCGAUCUUUACCAAUGCCCACUUCGCAAAGGUGUGGUUCUCAGAGUCAUGGUUUUGAAGCCAAAGAAACCUAAUUCUGCUCAGAGAAAAGCGUGCAGAGUUAGACUCACAAACGGUAAGGUCAUUUCCGCCUAUAUUCCGGGUGAGGGCCAUAAUGCUCAAGAGCACAGUAUAGUGUAUGUGCGUGGGGGUCGUUGCCAGGAUCUGCCCGGUGUCAAGUACCGUGUGAUUCGCGGUGGUGGUGAUCUGAGCGGUGUGGUGAACCGCAUUACUUCACGGUCCAAAUACGGGGUGAAGAAACCUCAACAGUCAUAA
Molecule: messenger RNA, 522 nt
Organism: Lachancea meyersii CBS 8951
Lineage: Eukaryota; Fungi; Ascomycota; Saccharomycetes; Saccharomycetales; Saccharomycetaceae
Source: the annotation of a GenBank genome assembly